ACGCCCCUCUCUGUGAUUGGCUGCGGCGGCUGUGCUGUGCAGACUGUGCUGCGUGGUGUGAGCAGUGUGCGCUGAGCUGCAUCAGAUUCAGGAUCAGGAUGAAGCUGCAUUACUGGGAUAUUCGCGGGCUGGCCCAGCCCAUCCGCCUGCUGCUGGAAUACACCGGCGCCAAAUAUGAGGAUAAAUUCUACUCCUGCGGAGAAGCACCUGAUUACGACAAAAGCUGCUGGUUUAAUGAAAAACCUAAACUCAAAAUGGAUUUUCCUAACUUGCCGUAUCUUGAGGACGGAGACAGGAAGAUUUCUCAGAGUAAUGCUAUAAUGAGAUACAUCGGCCGCAAACACAACCUCUGUGGAGAGACAGAAGAUGAGAAGGUCAGAGUGGACAUCCUGGAGAAUCAGGCCAUGGACUUUCGCAAUGGAUUCGUCAUGCUCUGCUAUUUGAACUAUCAAGAAAAAAAGGCAGGAUACCUGGAGGCUCUGCCUGGAGUUCUUAAGCAGUUUUCAGACUUCCUGGGGGACAGGAAAUGGUUCGCAGGCGACAAGAUAACAUUUGUGGACUUCAUCAUGUAUGAAUUGUUGGAUCAGCACCGCAUGUUUGAACCCAAAUGCCUGGAUAACUUCAAGAAUCUCCAAGAUCUGUUGGACCGAUUUGAGGCACUUGAGAAGAUCACAGCCUACAUGAAGUCCAGCAGGUUUAUGAAGACGCCUGUGAACAACAAGAUGGCAAAGUGGGGAAACAAGAAGGAGUAAAUAAAGUGACCCUUUGUUUGCUUUUAGAGACAAUUCUAGUGCUGUUAGGCUAGUGUCUGAGUGUUACACACUGCUGUGAAGUGCCUUAUAAUCAUAGCUGUGAAAGAACAGAGCAGUUUAUAGUGAUCAAACUACAUUCCAGUAUUGAUCUUUACAUUAUUAUGUUUUUUGUUUUGUUUUAAAGGUACUUAAAAAAUCAAUAUGAUGCUAAAACACAUAGCAUAGCAUAUGUUUAGAUGAACAUUGUGAAAGGAUUUCAUUUGUGUCUUAAAGUUGCUGAUGAGCAUUAGUUGUGUUUGGGCUUGUUAGUUUAGUAUUGUUACAGAUUAGAAUUACAUACAGAAAAGCAAUAGGCUCUGUCCUCCUCUUGUCUUGCAAUAAAAGCUUAAACAUUU
This is a messenger RNA of Astyanax mexicanus (Mexican tetra), 1147 nucleotides long. Its product is annotated as glutathione S-transferase Mu 3. The transcript has 8 exons. Gene Ontology annotation, biological process: glutathione metabolic process. NCBI's taxonomy places the organism in Eukaryota, Metazoa, Chordata, Actinopteri, Characiformes, Acestrorhamphidae. Bases 99 to 752 code for a protein of 217 amino acids. Gene Ontology annotation, molecular function: glutathione transferase activity. The record is from RefSeq and is a predicted model, not a curated record.